Molecule: messenger RNA, 696 nt
Organism: Torulaspora globosa
Lineage: Eukaryota; Fungi; Ascomycota; Saccharomycetes; Saccharomycetales; Saccharomycetaceae
Product: SEC14 family lipid-binding protein
Exons: 1
Coding region: 1-696 (231 amino acids)
Source: RefSeq, a predicted model, not a curated record
AUGUUCGAAGCGUGUGAGAAAUGGAGGAAAGAAUUCGGCACGAAUACGAUCUUGGAGGAUUUCCAUUACGAGGAGAAGCCUCUAGUGGCUAGAUACUAUCCUCAAUAUUACCAUAAGACCGACAAGGAUGGUCGUCCAGUCUACUUUGAGGAGCUGGGUGCUGUCAACUUGACUGAGAUGUACAAAAUCACCACUCAGGAACGUAUGCUGAAAAAUCUUGUUUGGGAAUACGAAGCGUUCGUCAAGUACAGGUUGCCAGCGUGUUCUCGUUACUGCGGUCAUCUAGUUGAGACUUCCUGUACCAUCAUGGAUCUAAAGGGCAUUUCAAUAUCAAGUGCCUACCAGGUGCUCUCCUAUGUUAAAGAGGCGUCCUACAUAGGGCAGAACUACUAUCCGGAACGUAUGGGUAAAUUCUAUCUAAUCAAUGCGCCAUUUGGCUUCUCCACCGCGUUCAAGCUAUUCAAACCGUUCCUAGAUCCUGUCACCGUGUCCAAAAUUUUCAUCUUUGGAUCUUCUUACAAGAAGGAUCUGUUGAAGCAGAUCCCCGCGGAGAACUUGCCAACGAAGUUUGGUGGCCAGUCGGAAGUCAGCGAAGCUGAAGGUGGCUUAUAUUUAUCUGAUAUUGGCCCAUGGAGGGACCCUAAGUACGUGGGUCCAGAAGGCGAAGCUCCACAGGCAUUUUCUGUUAAAAAUUAG